Ectocarpus siliculosus is the source of this 225-nucleotide messenger RNA. The record is from the annotation of a GenBank genome assembly. NCBI's taxonomy places the organism in Eukaryota, Phaeophyceae, Ectocarpales, Ectocarpaceae.
AUGAUGGAACAGGACAACGAGUUCCACGUGUUCCUGCCAGGACAAGUAAAGGCCUCCACUUGCUGUGUUUUUUGUUUGUACUGCAACAGAUGCGCAGCUCUUGUUGCACUCAACGCCGCCAAGGAUUCAGGACAAGAGAUCUGCCCGCUCGUUGAUGUUCAUAGUGCAGUGGACGCGGAUACGGAGAGGUUGAUAGCUGCAACGGGUUCAAGAUUGGAAAGCUAA